Molecule: messenger RNA, 5746 nt
Organism: Diachasmimorpha longicaudata
Lineage: Eukaryota; Metazoa; Arthropoda; Insecta; Hymenoptera; Braconidae
Gene: Usp7
Product: ubiquitin carboxyl-terminal hydrolase 7
Exons: 14
Coding region: 454-3804 (1116 amino acids)
Biological process (GO): regulation of protein stability; protein deubiquitination
Cellular component (GO): cytosol; nucleus
Molecular function (GO): protein binding; cysteine-type deubiquitinase activity
Source: RefSeq, a predicted model, not a curated record
UUCGUCGGGAAAAACAACGCCUCAAGAACAAAAAAAUAUUGUGGAGAAAAAAAAAGAAAGAAAAAAGAAAAGAUUUCUCCGUUGCCGAGUGGCCUCGAGAACGGCCAUAAAACAGCCGCAGAAAUUGGGCGAAUCGCAAGCAAGUAUCAGACGUCGUCGUGCGGUAAAGCAACGUCGCCGACGGUACGCCGCAUAAGUACAAGUGAUACAUUGAACGAGGGUAACAUACCUGAGGAACGUUUUACAAAUUUGGAUAGAAUUGAUAAAAAAACAUCGGAGUCCAACGAUUGUUCGGUUAUUAUUGGCGGAGAUUGUGAUAAAAUCACAUCGCCGUUAUUAACGGCGACUGAUACACCGAAAAAUCAUCAAAUUAAUACAGAAGUAACCUCGACGGCGCGUGUCGUCCGCGAGGUACAAAGCACAGACAAGACGACCAUCAACAUUGGUGUCGCAAUGAACCACGUUAAUGAACAGGAUAACCUGAAGCAGCUCAAUUUAACACCUGUGCAGGUUAACGAAUUCGAGGAGAUGGAUACCCAAGAGGAGGCGCCGAAUGAUGGACGAGGCGAUGGCAGGGGUGAAUUACCACCUAUAAAUGGAGAAUUGGAGUUCGAGCUUGCAGGCAUGAACGAAGACAUGCCCGGCUGCGUCAGUCUGGAUCACGAGAUGAACGAAGAUGAGGCAAGAUCUGAGGCGACAUUUCGCUAUACCGUCAAGGAUGUAUCAACGAUGAAGGACUCACAGCUGUCGCCAGCGUGCUAUGUACGUAAUUUACCAUGGAAAAUAAUGGUAAUGCCGCGGUCGAGCCAGACUCAGGAAAGGCAGCUCCAACGAUCCCUUGGAUUUUUCCUCCAGUGUAAUGGUGAGAGUGAAUCAUCAACGUGGAGCUGCUAUGCUGUUGCUGAAUUACGCCUUCUGUCAUGCAAGGAAGGCCAAGGGCCGUUCAACAGAAAAAUACAGCAUCUGUUCUAUAACAAGGAGAAUGAUUGGGGAUUCAGUCAUUUCAUGCUGUGGCAGGAUGUCUUGGACCCGGACAAGGGAUACAUCACAGAUGAUUCGAUAACACUUGAGGUGCACGUUGCAGCAGAUGCUCCACAUGGUGUGAGCUGGGACAGCAAAAAACACACAGGCUUCGUAGGGUUGAAGAAUCAAGGGGCAACAUGCUACAUGAAUUCCCUUCUGCAGACCCUCUACUUCACAAAUCAAUUACGCAAAGCAGUUUAUAAAAUGCCAACUGAGAGUGACGACUCAAGCAAGAGUGUUGCACUAGCACUGCAGAGGGUAUUUCACGAGUUGCAAUUUUGUGAUAAACCAGUUGGUACAAAAAAAUUGACCAAGAGCUUUGGAUGGGAAACGCUUGAUUCAUUCAUGCAGCACGAUGUUCAGGAAUUUUUGCGUGUGCUACUUGACAAACUUGAAAGUAAAAUGAAGGGCACUUGUGUGGAGGGUACAGUGCCAAAAUUGUUCGAGGGAAAAAUGGCAUCGUUCAUAAAAUGCAAAAAUAUUGAUUAUACAUCAAAAAGGGUCGAGACAUUUUACGAUAUACAGUUGAAUAUCAAGGGGAAGAAAAACAUUUAUGAGUCAUUUAAGGAUUAUAUCAGCACAGAGAUACUUGAUGGAGAUAAUAAGUAUGAUGCUGGAGAGCAUGGACUUCAGGAGGCAGAGAAGGGAGUCAACUUUCAGUCUUUUCCACCGGUUCUGCAUCUUCAUCUCAUGAGAUUUCAGUAUGAUCCAGUUACAGACUGUUCCGUGAAAUUCAAUGACAGAUUUGAAUUUUAUGAGAAGAUAAGCUUGGGUCCUUACCUUCGGCCAGAAGAUCCAUUAAAUGCGAAUUAUACCCUGCACGCUGUGCUUGUUCACAGUGGGGAUAAUCAUGGUGGACACUAUGUUGUCUUCAUCAAUCCCGCUGGGGAUGGAAAGUGGUGUAAAUUUGACGACGACGUAGUAUCAAGGUGUACAAAACAGGAGGCAAUAGAGCAUAACUAUGGUGGGCAGGACGAGGACAUGUCAAUGGCAGUUAAACACUGCACAAAUGCAUACAUGUUGGUCUACAUACGUGACUCAGAGCUACAAAAUGUACUCCAAGAGGUGAAAGAAGAGGAUAUACCUCAAGAGCUGGUGGAGAGGCUACUAGAGGAGAAGAGGCUGGAACAAAUAAGAAGAAAGGAAAGAAACGAGGCGUACUUGUAUAUGACCGUGAACGUACUGCUUGAGGAUAGCUUUGAUGGACACCAGGGGAAUGAUCUUUAUGAUCCUGAGCAGGCACAUUAUCGAAUGUUUCGAGUUCGCAAACAGGCGACACUCCAUGAAUUCCUCGAAUUACUCAGUGAGAGUUUGAAAUAUCCCAUAGAGCAGAUCAGAGUCUGGCCAUUCAGUGCCAGGACAAAUCAGACCUGCAGGCCAACCCUGAUCGAGCCUGAAGCUGAUCUCCAAAAGGCAAUGACAAAUUGUGCUGAGAACGUCAAUCCUUGGCACGUGUUUGUCGAGCUGGUGCCUCCAGAUUCCGGCCUGACUGCUCUCCCACCCUUUGACAAGGACACCGAUGUAUUGUUAUUCUUCAAACUUUAUGAUCCAAAGAAUAAGAAGAUACAUUACGCUGGUCAUCACUACAUGCCAGUUACGGCCAAAGUUCAGGAACUCAUUCCCAUUCUCAAUGAGCGAGCUGGAUUCCCACCUGAUACAGAGUUAGCUCUCUACGAGGAGAUUAAACCAAAUAUGGUGGAAAAGAUCGCAAAUCUGACGGAGCCACUAGAGAAAGUACUGGAGGAGCUUAUGGACGGUGAUAUUAUUGUGUUCCAGAAGAAGGAGAGGGACAAUGAAAUGUAUGAACUACCAACGUGUCGUGAUUACUUCAAGGAUCUGUUCUACAGGAUAGGAAUUGUAUUCUGUGACAAGACCAUACCAAAUGAUCCUGGAUUCCUAAUAGAAUUAUCGUUCAGGUCGAAUUACGAUCAGAUGGCAAAGGCUGUGGCCCAGAGACUUGGCACUGAUCCUUAUUCAUUACAGUUUUUCAGGUGUCAAAAUUAUAAAGACUUACCAGGCCACCCGUUAAGGUGUACAUACGAUGGUACCGUGAAGGACGUCGUCGCCUGGUGUAAGCCAAAGAUAAAGAAAAUAUUUUAUCAACAAUUGAGUAUUCGAGUAAACGAACUAGAGAAUAAGAAACAAUUCAAAUGCAUCUGGGUUGGACCAUUCUUGAAAGAGGAAAAGGAGAUUAUUCUGUAUCCAAAUAAAAAUGGCACUGUUGCGACACUCCUCGAGGAGGCGAAGAAGCAGGUGGAGUUUUCUGAAAAUGGCUCGGGAAAAUUGAGACUGCUUGAGGUUCAUUGCAAUAGACUCAUGCCAGGUCCCAAAGACGAUACUUCACUCGAAACCCUCAAUGCACUUGGAAACAAGACCUACAGGAUAGAGGAGGUACCAAAGGAUGAAGUAAACCUCGCUGAGGACGAGAUUCUUGUACCUGUUGCUCAUUUCCAUAAGGACAUUUUCUCCACAUUUGGAAUUCCAUUUAUGUUUAAGAUCAAACAUGGUGAGCCCUUUACGAAGGUGAAGGACAGAUUAUUGAAAAAACUAGGGGUACCAGAAAAAGAAUUUGAAAAGUUUAAGUUCGCGAUUGUGUCAAUGGGCAAAGCACAGAUUAUCACCGACGAGACGGAUUACUUCAUAAAUCUCGCUGAUUUCCGAGCUGUUCCCAAUCAGAAUGCACCACAGCAGAGGCCUUGGCUGGGUUUGGACCACGUCAAUAAAGCCCCAAAGCGUUCCCGAGUUAACUACCUCGAAAAAGCUAUUAAAAUAUACAAUUAAAUUCUCACCUAAAAACAAAACCAAGAAAUGAUAACGAAAAGCAAAAAUUAAGAGUAAUAUCGUCAUGCGGAAACGAGCAAUUGUCCGAGUCAGCCAUCCUUGUUAUGUAUGCAGGAACUCUUUGUUAAGUGCAUCGAGGGAGGUCAUGACACUGUAUGUGAAUGUGUUAGCGCUGCCUCAACUGAAGAAUCAUUAAAUAAAGUUUAACAUCUCAAUUAAAUUAAACGUGAAAAUUCAAUAGAUUCAAAUUGAGAGAAGUACAAGCGAUUUUUUUGAGCGUUUACAUGAUUCAAUAAUUAUGCUGAUGAUAGAUACGAAGAGAAUGAAAAAUAAUCAUGAAAUUACGAAGAACGUUUUCACACUAAACCUCAGCGAGACGAUCAAUUUUUUUUGGAAAGAAAGCCAGCAUAUGCAUUGAGAAAAUGAAUAUGGCAUUGAUUUUCUCGGAUUAAUGUGCUUUAACUAAAAAAAUUAUGAAUUUAUCCCACUUCACUCGCAAAGGAAUGAACGAAAAUGAAUAUAUAAAAUUCCUAGUAUUUUUAAAAAGUUGAAAAAAAGUGAAAUCAUAAAAUAUUAACGACAAGAUUUGUGAUGAAUAAAUUAAUCAAACCACGCCAUCGCGAUUUGAUAACUCGUCUCGUUAUUCUGGCGUUACUCCAAUGUGAACGUAAAUUAUGUGACAUAUAAGGUUUGCAAUAAAAUCGUAAAAUGAAUUAAUAAAUAAACGAAAACAAAAACAAAUGGAGUAAACAAUACUUAAUAUACAACGUAUUAUACAUGUGUUAUUAUCAAUCAAUCGUAGAUUAGGUAAUAAUUUAGAGUGAAACUUUUAGAAUUAACUCUUAAUCGAUCUGAUGAAAUGUAAGGAGUUGAAAUUGUGAAGUAAUUUAUUCAUCUAAACGAAGUGAAAUAAAUGAAGGGCUGGAGAAUUAGGUGGAAAAAAUAAAUAAAUGUGCACAGAGGAUUAAAUCCAACGCCGGGUAUCGAGUACGACUGAAUCAUACCUGAUGAAAUAUUCAUUUUGAUUGGGAAAUAAUUAGGCAAAUAAUUACGAGAGAUGUAAACAAAUAAUCAUGAAUACUUAUUUUACGUUUAGAAAGUGCAUUUAUCUGGGAAAAUUGCAGGCGAUCCCAUCACUCAAUACUACAUCCAAUAAUAAUAUCGCACUCAUUUUUUAAUUGCACUCUACUACAAUUGUUAAUUGAUUAAAAAUUUUAGAAUUUUAGUUGAAAAUUGUGCUGAAAUAUGGUGGGCACUGACUAUGUCAAUUUGAAGAAAUAUUUCCGAAUGAAAAUGAGUAGUAAUCUCUCAGCAUAAUUAAUUAAAAAAUUACUUUCUGUAAUAUAAUAAUGUCACGACUAGGUAUUUAAAACUUUUUAUGGUUAGAUUGCAUCGCGUUUUUAUCUUAUUUUUGUAUGAUUAAUGUACGCAUGCAUCUUCCUGAAGAGACUUUUCCGUGGAUAUUGUAAUUCCAGGGCCUUCUCACUGAGCACCAGUCGAUCAUGAUUUCAAUUUUCCUUAAUGAAUUUUCUUUAUUUCCCUCUGCCUCCUCGAAAAUUCAAUUGAAUCGAGUGAUGGAUGAAAAGAUAUAAAAUAUCAGGUAUCCACUUUGUUAUUUAAAUUUUGAUAGAUCACUCUGUUCAUUCCUUGUUUAUAAAAUAAUUGUUUACAUGAUUUUUUAAAUAAAUUUUUCGCUUAUUAAUUUAUCGACGAUGAUCAUUUAUGAAUUAUUCUUCUCACUGGGGAAUGAAGAGAGUGAAAAGAAUUCAGAAUAUGGCGAUUUUAAUAUCUUAUUAAUGGUUAAUUUUUUUUUGAGAGAGAGAAAGCUGUCAUUUAUUUUUGUUCCACUUUUGCAGAAAACAUCGCAUAAAUUUACUAUGUGAAUGGGAAAAUUGUUUAAGUUAUAACUGUAUGAUAUUAAUAAUAAAAUAGAUAACAUUCA